This is a messenger RNA of Aspergillus melleus, 345 nucleotides long. RefSeq names its product collagen triple helix repeat protein (gene cgnA). The record is from RefSeq and is a predicted model, not a curated record. NCBI's taxonomy places the organism in Eukaryota, Fungi, Ascomycota, Eurotiomycetes, Eurotiales, Aspergillaceae. The transcript has a single exon. The coding region runs from base 1 to 345 and encodes 114 amino acids.
AUGCGGUCUUUAGGGAGGCUGGAGUACGCAUGGCUUUCGGAAUGGGCAGCGAUAUGUCGCCAUGAAGGCCAGGAAGGAUAUCGUCGGUGGUAUAAUAACGCCGGAGAAUCCGGCUAUCCUAGCUAUCUUAGUGAUUCAGAUGACUUGGGUGACUUGGGUGACUUGGGUGACUUGGGUGACUUGGGUGACUUGGGUGACUUGGGUGACUUGGGUGACUUGGGUGACUUGGGUGACUUGGGUGACUUGGGUGACUUGGGUGACUUGGGUGACUUGGGUGACUUGGGUGACUUGGGUGACUUGGGUGACUUGAGUGACUUGAGUGACUUGAGUGACUCUCAGUUAUAG